Messenger RNA from Plasmodium cynomolgi strain B, 321 nucleotides. RefSeq lists its product as hypothetical. The record is from RefSeq and is a predicted model, not a curated record. Lineage: Eukaryota; Apicomplexa; Aconoidasida; Haemosporida; Plasmodiidae. Bases 1 to 321 code for a protein of 106 amino acids. The transcript has 2 exons.
AUGAAAUCGGGGAAGGAUAAAAAUAAACAGAAAGAGGAUGCACAUUUGUUGAAGGCAAAGGAACUUCGGGAAAAAAUCGAAUCUCUAAAAAAUGACUUAGCCGAAAAAACCAAACUCAUCAACACGCUAAAGGAGCAAAGAGAAAACAAAAUUCAAAACAUAAAGCAGCUGGAGGUUGAGAAUAAAGCCAACUAUGAGCAGUUCCUUACUGAGUACCAACAAAUCUUAAAUCAGUACAGAAGCAUCGAACGGGAGAUCCUCGACGUGUUAGCCGAUUUGAAAGUUCUCUCCGAAAGAUCGUACAGUGAAAUAUGUAAUUAA